GGACUUAUGGCGUUAUCCAUUCUUUCAUAGCAUUUACAUUCCCUUACUGGAAGUGGAAGGAGAUCAUCUGGACUUAUCUGUCAGCUGUUUUAUAUUGAUUGGCAAAGCUGUGUGGCAGUCUCUUUGAUACACUUGAUAUUAGGGUGCCUUUUAUAGAGACUGACUUGGUCACAGAGCUAGCACUCGAAACAGUAAUAGAAUAGAUGUUCGGGGGCUGAUAUAAUUGCUAUAGGUGACAUGGAGGGACAUUAGAGAAGGAGGGACCCCCCAACAUCUAUGUCUGACAAAAGAGAGGAUGAGAAGACCUAGAGGCACCCAGUUUGCUGGUGACAAGCACCCAAGAAUAUGGCUUCAUCUUUAGCCUCACCUCCCUUUCUCUGGCUGACCAUCGCCUUCUUCUCAGCACACCUGCUACAGUGUGAUGCUGGGGCUUCUGUUUCUCUUCCAGAGUCCCUGCUGUUCGUGUCUACGUUGGAUGGGAACCUCCAUGCUGUCAGCAAGCGGAGUGGGAAUGUGCUGUGGACUCUGAAAGAUGAUCCGGUUAUUCAAGUUCCACUGUAUGUGUCAGAGCCAGCAUUUCUGCCGGACCCCAGUGAUGGCAGCUUGUACAUCCUAGGAGGGAGAAACAAGGAAGGACUCAUGAAAUUACCAUUCACUAUCCAAGAGUUAGUCCAGUCUUCUCCCUGCCGCAGCUCCGAUGGAAUCUUAUAUACAGGGAAAAAGCAAGAUGCAUGGUUUGUUGUGGAUCCCAACUCAGGAGAGAAGCAGACAACUCUGUCCACAGAGUCUUCUGAAGGCCUGUGUCCAUCUUCCCCUCUUCUGUACAUUGGACGCACACAGUACAUGAUCACAAUGUAUGACACAAAGUCUCGAGAGCUGCGCUGGAAUGCCACUUUCCACGACUACUCUGCCCCGAUGUGUGACGAAUCAUACGACUACAAGAUGGCUCACUUCACCUCAACUGGGGACGGACAGCUGGUUACAGCUGACCGGGACAGUGGGGAGGUGCUGUGGAUGCAGAAUUAUGGCUCGCCCGUCGUUGGACUCUUUAUGUGGCACCAGGACAGCCUGCGGCGUAUCCCACAUCUUAAUGUGGCCUCAGAAACCCUUCGCUACCUGACCUUUCAUUCCCAUGACAUCCGUCUCAUUAAAUGGAACUACCAAGCGGUGCAGCAGCUGAGCAGCACCAAAACCCAUCUGCUGCCAUCACUGUAUGUUGGGAAACACGUGACGGGAUUCUAUGCAACCAGUUCUAUGAUUCACGAGGGAGUCGCUCUUGUGCCCCGUGGUAUCACUCUAGCCCGGGUGGAUGGACCCACGACUCAGGAUGUCACACUGAAAGAAUCUACAAAGUUUGACGUGACAUCCAAUACAGAUGUCCGGUACCCGCAGGGUAGCGUAAUCUCAGCACACCAGUGGUUACUCAUAGGUCACCAUGAAUUACCACCUGUUGUUCAUACAACCAUGCUCCGGGCAUUCCCUGAGACCUUGCGGAGGGACACGGAGACAAUUAUCAGAGGAUCUACACCAAGAACACUCUUUGAUGAUUUUCUGACUCCUCAGAAUCAGGAUGGGCUCUCUCAAGGGGAUACAGAGAGACGUAUAAAGGUGGAUACAAACAAGGAAGAAAUGAACAUGGUACCUAUCGACUCUUCAGUUAUGAAUGUUCUCCUUGGGAUCAUCUUCACCCUGCUCUUGGGAGGCUGGGUCCUUUUUGCAUUCACCUAUCCCAAGAUGCAGGAGCAGCAGCGUCGGCAGCAGCAAGAGUUGCAGAAAGAACUGGAAAAGAAACUGCAGCUUUUUCAGAACCAGCAGAACCUGGCGCCAGAGGUUCCACCAUCUCCGAGGAAUUCUAGUUCAGCCCAGACAUUGUUUUUUUCAGAAGAUCAGGACAGUCAUCGGAGCAGUGGCAGCAGGUCAAGUGGGAAGCUGGAUGAAGUACAAGCUAACGGCACCAGAAAACUAAGGAAAGAGAGUGUGGAGUCAGAAGCCAGUGAUGCUGAUGAGAUCCGAGUGGGGAAAAUCUCCUUUUCCCCUAAAGAUGUUUUGGGUCAUGGUGCUGGUGGGACCUGUGUAUUUCGAGGCACAUUUGAUGACAGAGCAGUGGCAGUGAAGAGGAUUCUGUCGGAGAGCUUCAUACUUGCAGACCGAGAGGUUCAGUUGCUGCGGGAAUCUGACGAGCACCCAAAUGUUAUUCGCUACUAUUGCACUGAUAGUGACAAACUAUUCUGUUAUAUUGCACUGGAGCUGUGUGCGGCCACCCUGCAGGAGUACAUAAAGAACCCCGAAUUCCAUCGAUCUGGCCUAGAUUCGGUAACGCUUCUGCAUCAGACCAUGUCUGGACUCGCCCACUUACACUCCCUUAAUAUUGUGCACAGAGACCUCAAGCCAUGCAACAUCCUCAUCUCCUACCCCAGUGCCCACGGCAAGGUGCGAGCACUUAUCUCAGACUUUGGCCUGUGCAAGAAGCUGAGUGUUGGACGGAACAGUUUCAGCCUGCGCUCUGGUAUCCCCGGCACGGAGGGAUGGAUCGCUCCAGAAGUCCUGCGGGACAGACCCAAGCAAAACCCAACAGCGGCAGUGGACAUAUUCUCAGCAGGGUGUGUGUUUUACUAUGUCCUUUCCAAGGGACAGCAUCCAUUUGGGGAUAAUUUGAGAAGGCAGAGCAAUAUCCUGAGUGGAUCUUACAGCCUUCCUAAACUCCAGGACGAUACACAUGAGAAUGUGGUGGCACGUCGCCUGGUUGAAAUGAUGAUCAACAGUGACCCUUUGCUGCGACCCUCUUCCCAGAAUGUCCUCAUACAUCCAUUCUUUUGGACACCAGCAAAGCGCUUACAAUUCUUUCAGGAUGUAAGCGACCGCAUUGAGAAGGAACCCGUGGAGAGCCCUAUUGUGGUCGCCCUGGAGUCAGAUGCUCGUCCUGUUGUCCGAGUAAAUUGGCGUUUGCACAUAUCUGUCCCACUCCAGACAGAUCUCAGAAAAUUCAGGUCCUACAGAGGAAAUUCUGUGAGGGAUCUUCUCAGAGCCAUGAGGAACAAGAAACACCAUUACCAUGAGCUGCCGGCUGAUGUCCGAGAAACCCUGGGUUCCAUCCCUGAUGAAUUUGUGUCAUAUUUCACUUCCCGGUUCCCACAUUUGCUUCUCCAUACAUACCAAGCCAUGAAGAAGUGCUCCCCCGAGAGGCAGUUCCAGACCUACUAUCACUGGGUGCAAAGUUCCUGAGACUUUCUGAUGUCUCUGAUGUUCUUGAGGGUUCCAAGCCUAAAAUUGCCUGUGAUAGCAAAUUGCUGCUUGGGGGCAAAGCAAUGAAGAUUGCACUCUUAUCAUUUAAUGGUUGCCCUGUAUAUAGAACUUUUUUGGAUUUUGAAGAAAAAAAAAACAAAUCUGCACUUCUCUGAGGGGUUUUGGGCUUUUAUAAGAUGUUUUUAAGUAUAUAUAUUUUUAUUUACUGUUGGGUGAAGGACCCUAAAACCAUUAAUGACCACUUAUGACCAUGCGUUGGCCGUGUUACCAAACAUUCCGUCAGUCUGGCAGCAACAAAGCGGCAUGGUACUGCUGAGAGAAAAGAAUUGGCAGGGUUAAAAUAAAGGUUUUUUUAUUUAUUUUUUUAUAAUGAGAUUAUUGUUGCACAAACAUUUUAUUCAAUUAAAAAACACAUGACUUUU
This is a messenger RNA of Xenopus laevis (African clawed frog), 3665 nucleotides long. RefSeq names its product endoplasmic reticulum to nucleus signaling 2 S homeolog (gene ern2.S). Gene Ontology annotation, molecular function: RNA endonuclease activity; ATP binding; RNA nuclease activity. The record is from RefSeq and is marked provisional. Gene Ontology annotation, biological process: positive regulation of RNA splicing; endoplasmic reticulum unfolded protein response; mRNA processing. Gene Ontology annotation, cellular component: protein-containing complex; IRE1-TRAF2-ASK1 complex; endoplasmic reticulum membrane. Lineage: Eukaryota; Metazoa; Chordata; Amphibia; Anura; Pipidae.